Molecule: messenger RNA, 430 nt
Organism: Annulohypoxylon truncatum
Lineage: Eukaryota; Fungi; Ascomycota; Sordariomycetes; Xylariales; Hypoxylaceae
Product: Acylphosphatase
Exons: 4
Coding region: 75-350 (91 amino acids)
Molecular function (GO): acylphosphatase activity
Source: RefSeq, a predicted model, not a curated record
CAAACCCUGCAUACUGUACGCAUUCCCAUAUGUAAUCUACCAAUCCACUACUACAUCGCAAUUAAAACCUCAAGAUGUCACAAAGAGUCUACUUCCUAGCCCACGGCCGAGUGCAAGGCGUGAGCUACCGCUAUUUCGCACAUAAGAAAGCAGCCGAGCACAACAUCACCGGAUGGUGUCGAAAUACCGAGAAUGGAAAAGUUGAAGGCGAGGCCCAAGGAGAUGAAGACUCCAUCAAAUCGUUUCUGAAGGAACUUGACAGAGGCCCGACUCAUGCUCAUGUCGUUAGACUGGACAAAGAAGCCAGAGACGUGCAAGAAGGGGAGGCCCGCUUCGAGGUACGGAGAUGAGGGAUGAGUGACAAGUAUAGAGUAUCCAACAUGUAGCCUCGACAAACCAGCAAACGAAGGAACAUAGACUGUAUUCACAU